Aureobasidium vineae is the source of this 1026-nucleotide messenger RNA. The record is from the annotation of a GenBank genome assembly. NCBI's taxonomy places the organism in Eukaryota, Fungi, Ascomycota, Dothideomycetes, Dothideales, Saccotheciaceae.
AUGCCUCCCAGCACCAGGCGCUUGAAGCGCGGCACGCAUCUUACCGAGAACCAACCAGAUACCACAAACGCAACCCUCGCUGAGCCAUUUCCNUUCCUCGAGCUUCCAGAUACAGUCCGUCAGCGUUUCUAUGAACUUCAACUCGAGGCACCGCGUAGUUUCGUGCGUCUUUUCAGCAAGUCAGGCCCUACCCGUGUCCAGAGCAAAGUCACCCCUGCAAAAGUCAAGAUCAACAUCAUGUUCACGUGCCGGCAGAUCCACCAAGAAGCUAUGCCAGUGCUUUACCGCGUCAACAACUUUUGCAUUGGCCCUCUUCCUCAUGCCGACUUGCUCCAGGACCAUGACAUAGCUCAGAGCGACAAGUGGAUUCGCGAUAUGCCUGUGAAAGGACGAAACCUCAUCAACAAGCUCGAAUUGUGGCUUCCGAUCCCACCACCUGUUCUCCUCGACUUCGAUCUCAGAUGGCGAGAUAUGCGAGAGAUGUUUCCUGGCCUCAAAAGCUUGACCUUGUUCUUCGAUCUCAACAAUCAGCUUAAAAGUUCAUGGUGGUCGUUGCCAGAGCCUGAGGAGUGCGAGAAGUAUUAUCAGCAUUUCAAGGGCAUGAUGCCACAAGCCAGAGAGACUGUUGUUGACUUGAGAAUGCUCAGGCCGAGUCUUGUCGAGUGGCAGCCAUUAAUAGACACUAUCAACAAGGUGUGGAAUGCGUCCGUAGGCGAAUCUGCUUUCAUCACUCAAGACCUACACCAUGCGAACAAACACUCAGAGCAGAAGAAGCUUGUGGACAAAGCGCUAUCUGAAUCGUUCGGCGUGAGAGCUGCCGGUCAUCAAGGUCUCAGCUAUUGGCAAAUCCGACAGAAUAAGGCGAUAAAUUCAGAUUUGUCCUUGACCGACGAUGAUACCGACGAUGAAUAUGAGUGUUUCGACAAGUUCGAUGCCCUCAAAAUCGUCGUAAGAUUAGAAAAGAAGCUGGAGAGCUUAGCUCACGGAUCGUUCGAUUUUGAAGAGGAAGAAGGUUCGUGGUGGUGA